AUGGCCAAUUUCUCCCUAAGCGAUGCACAGCGGCAACUGGCCCAAGAUGCGUCUGCAUUCGCUCGCAAGGAACUCAGUCCAGCACGAGACAAGUACAAGAGUCUCUCUACUCAACGAGACCGAUUCCUGGCAAUAAAGCCGUUCUAUGAAGCCACUGUCCAGGCAGGCUACCUAAAAGCCUUCGUUCCAACUACAGAUGGAGGCACUGGUGGAUCUUUUCUUGACAUGUCUUUGAUCGUGGAAGAGUUCUAUACUGUUGACUCCAGUGUGAAUGUGGCCCUAGUUGGCACUGCCUUGGGCUUGAUGCCCUUGAUUCUUGGUGGCAGCGAGGAGCAGAAGAAGCGCUUCCUCAAGCCUUUUAUCAGCGGCAACGGUGAUUAUAUCGCUAGUCUUGCCCAUUCGGAGCCUGGUGGCACUGCCAACUAUCUGGAAAAGGGAGGGCAAGGCUUUGGUGUCACAGCAAAGAAAGAAGGAGACUACUACAUCGUGGACGGCGAAAAGCUGUGGACAACUAAUAGCGGCGGGUGGGAUCACAAAGGCGCUGAGCUAACUUGUCUCUGCGUCCGCUACUCCGAAGACGGAGGUCCCGAAAAGGCGGAAAAUAACCCCAGGGACAAUAUCAUGAUCCUUCUCGUUACGAGGGACAUAAUUGCCCAGAAUGAUCCCGAGGCUUACACCAUACUCGACGAGCCCGAGCUAAUGGGCCAUACCGGCGCUAGUGGUCCGCACACAAGGUACACUAACUUCCGGGUUCCAGCAGAUCAUCUUCUUUGCGCAAAGGGCGAUGCGACAGUUUCUAUCAUCGAGAUGGCAUUUAGCUUCACUGCAGCACUAGUCGGAGCCAUGGCCUGUGGUAUCAUGCGCACAGCCUUUGAAGCAGCCCUCAAGUUUGCUAAAGAGGAUAAUCGAGGCGGCAGUGUUCCCAUCAUCCAGAGGCAGAGUGUCGCAGAUCUUCUCAUCAACUGCAAGAUCAAAGCUGACACGUCGCGACUGCUUGUUCGCAACGCCUUGGAUGCUUUCGAUAAAGGAAGAGGCGAUGCCACUAGCAGACUGGAGGCGUGUCUACAAGCAAAGAUCUACAGUGGGGAGGCAGCAGUACAGGCUGUAUGGGAGGUUAUGCAGGCAGUGGGAAUGAGAUCAUAUCUGGAAGAAACUGGAUUUGGACGCCUCCUCAAUGACGCUACUGUCUUGUCUCUAUUCGAUGGAGGCAACGUGGGUGUAAGGAGGAGACAGUACGAAAGGCUUCUGCAAUCUCCCGACUACUCAGGAUGGAACGUUAGCUUCUAA
Messenger RNA from Fusarium pseudograminearum CS3096, 1287 nucleotides. RefSeq lists its product as uncharacterized. The record is from RefSeq and is a predicted model, not a curated record. NCBI's taxonomy places the organism in Eukaryota, Fungi, Ascomycota, Sordariomycetes, Hypocreales, Nectriaceae. The coding region runs from base 1 to 1287 and encodes 428 amino acids. Gene Ontology annotation, molecular function: flavin adenine dinucleotide binding. The transcript has 3 exons. Gene Ontology annotation, biological process: butyrate catabolic process; fatty acid beta-oxidation using acyl-CoA dehydrogenase.